UGUACGCUACCGUUUAAUUUACUACUACUGUCAUUUCGGUUAACAAGGGAAAGGUGUAGUCUACACAAUCUGAUACAAAAACCAUCAUGAAAACCUUCAUCCUGUUACUCAUAUGAUGAGAUAAAUCCACAGUAAUAAAGCGUUAAUUAAUACAAACGAACUUAAACCCUGAAUUGGAAUGUGUAAUGUUCUAGACUUUUAAUUAUAAACUGUUACAAUGAGUCGGCAGAUGACACAAAAUGAACGAAAACUGGCUGAAAAGCUAAUCAUUCUAAAUGAUCGAGGAGUGGGAAUGCUGACUCGAAUUUACAACAUAAAAAAGGCCUGCGGAGAUGCAAAGUCAAAGCCAGGAUUUCUAUCUGACAAGACACUUGAAUCCUCAAUUAAGAACAUAGUUCGCAGAUUUCCAAAUAUCGACGUAAAAAGCUUGCAACCCCUUCAACCAAUUAGAAACGAGAUUAUAAAGUCUUUAUCUUUGUAUUAUUACACAUUUGUGGAUUUACUCGAUUUUAAAAACUGUGUUUGCGAGUUCUUAACAUGCCUCGAUGCGUGGCAAGUGCAUUUAGAUAUAUCUGUAAAUUUUGAACUGACGAAGAAUUAUUUAGAUUUGGUUGUAACUUAUGUGUCUCUUAUGAUUUUGUUGUCGAGAGUUGAUGAUCGUAAGGCAGUAUUAGGUUUGUUUAAUGCUGCUCACGAAAUGGUACAUUCGCAACAUGAUUCUAGUUUUCCACGGUUGGGAAGUAUGAUAAUUGAUUAUGAUAUGCCGAUUAAGAAACUAUCUGAAGAGUUUGUAACCCAUUCUAAAUUAUUGCAAGGUGCUUUACACUCACUUCUUCCUAUAUUUCCAGUUAGAAAUGUAUCUGCGGAUCAGUGGAGAAGUGAGUUAAAACUGAGUUUGGUGGGGAAUCCUGGUCAGCUACCGAAACCUGUGACUUCAGAACGAAUAUCAUGUGAAUACCUCUCUUUGGAGUUAAUGGAACGUUGGGUUGUGUUUGGAUUUAUGCUUUGCCACCAAGGAUUGCAGCAUGAAUAUUUUAAUAAAAUGUGGGUGAGUGCUUUAGAUUCUUCGUGGGUAGUUCCAUUGUUUCGUGAUGAAGUUGUCUACAUUCAUUCUUACAUUCAAACUUUCUUUGAAACCAUCAAAGGUUAUGGGAAACGUAUUUCGGAGGUUAAAGAUUGUUACAAUCAAGCAGUACAGAAGGCGGGAUAUCGCCACCGAGAGCGGCGUAAAUUUCUAAGGACCGGCUUGAAGGAAAUUGGGUGGGUGUUGACUGAUCAGCCUGGGCUUUUGGGGCCGAAAGCGCUUAUGGUAUUUAUAGGGCUGUGUUUAGCCAGGGACGAAAUUUAUUGGCUUUUAAGACACAAUGAUAAUCCACCCCAGCAGAAAGGUAAAGGAAAAACUGCCGAAGAUUUGGUGGAUAGGCAAUUGCCUGAGCUUUUGUUUCAUAUGGAAGAGCUGCGAGUUCUAGUUAGGAAAUACAGUCAAGUUAUGCAAAGAUACUACGUCCAAUACUUGGCAGGAUUUGACGCGAUUACUCUCAAGCAUAUCAUACAAAAUCUACAGGUUAUUCCCGAGGAUGAAAGUAUGAUUUUAUCUUCUUUGUGUAACACGAUUUCAAACUUAUCGGUAAAACAGGUGGAGGAUAACGAAAUAUUUGAUUUCCUCGCAUUCCGAUUAGACUGGUUUAGGUUACAAGCUUAUAUGUCGUCGAGUAAAUCUCCUUUGUCCAUUAUGGAUAAUAAAGAUUUAGCUUCGUUUCUUGACGGCGUCCAAUUCCAUACGCGAAUGGUGGAUCACUUGGAUGAUAUUCUAACUGAAACAUCGGAUUUGUCGAUAUUCUGUUUUUACAGCAAAAUUUUUGAAGACCAAUUUCACAUGUGUCUCGAAUUUCCUGCACAAAACAGAUACAUCACAGCAUUUCCAUCAAUAUGCAGCCACUUCCAAAAUUGUACCCAUGAAUUGUGCCCAGAAGAGAGGCAUCAUAUUCGUGAGCGUAGCUUGUCAGUUGUUAAUAUGUUUUUGGACGAGAUGGCAAAGGAAGCAAAAAACAUUAUCACUGCCAUCUGUGAUGAGCAGUGCAAAUUAAGUGACAAAUUGUUGCCAAAGUAUUGUGCAAUAUUAAUAUCGCAACAAAUGAACCGUAAGAAAAAGGACAAGAACAAAAAGAAUGCUAUCGAAAUUGAAAAACCCGGGAAGGAGAGCUAUCGGAAGACUAGGGAGAAUCUAACAACAAUGGAUAAGCUGCAUAUGGCCUUAACAGAACUGUGUUAUGCGAUCAAUUACUUUUCAACAAUUAAUGUGUGGGAGUACACGUUUGCUCCAAGGGAAUACUUGUAUCAGCAUUUAGAGAACAGGUUCGCGCGCGCCUUGGUUGGGAUGGUAAUGUACAAUCAAGACACAAACGAAAUCGCCAAACCAUCUGAAUUGCUGGUAAGUGUCCGUGCUUACAUGAAUGUUCUGCAAACAGUAGAAAAUUACGUACACAUUGACAUUACGCGCGUUUUUAAUAACUGUCUACUGCAACAAACUCAAUCAGUCGACAGUCAUGGUGACAAAACAAUCGCAUCUCUCUACACGCAAUGGUACUCGGAAGUAUUACUGCGUCGCGUUAGCGCCGGAAAUAUCUGCUUCUCAAUGAAUCAACGAGCCUUUGUAAGUCUAACAGCGGAAGGAACAAUUCCAUUUAAUCCAGAAGAGUUUUCAGAUAUAAACGAGCUCAGAGCACUUGCUGAACUAAUCGGCCCCUAUGGCAUGAAAUUGCUAAACGAAACCCUAAUGUGGCAUAUUGCCAGUCAAGUUCAAGAAUUAAAGAAGUUAGCAGAAGCGAAUAAGGACGUACUUCUUUCCUUGAGGACCAACUUUGACAAACCCGACAUAAUGAAGGAGCAGUUUAAAAAAUUAGCAAACGUCGACAAUGUAUUGCAGAGAAUGACAAUCAUUGGUGUUAUUUUAAGUUUUCGAAAUCUUGCCCAAUCGUGUUUGACUGAUGUCUUAGAGGAGAGGAUCCCCUUCCUUCUCAGUUCCAUUCUUGAUUUUCGACAUCACUUGCCUAGCGGAGAUCCAAUGAAAGUUGUAAGUGAGAUGACUUCGGCCGCGGGAAUACCUUGCAAGGUAGAUCCGACGCUAACCAAUGCUUUGAAACUUCAAAAGCCCGAGUUGGAUGGAGAAGAACAUCUUCUGGUUUGCCUUUUAAUGGUGUUUGUAGCUGUGUCGAUACCAAAACUCGCAAAAUCCGAAUCUUCAUUUUACAGAGCAUCCCUUGAAGGGCACUCGAACAAUAUUCAUUGCAUGGCCCUUGCCAUAAACAAUAUCUUCGGUGCCUUGUUUACAAUUUGUGGACAAGGUGAUAUUGAAGAUCGCAUGAAGGAAUUUUUAGCACUUGCAUCGUCUAGUCUAUUAAGAUUAGGUCAAGAAGCAGACAAAGAAGUGAUCAAGAAUAGGGAAUCUGUCUACCUACUACUGGAUUUAAUUGUGCAGGAAUCUCCAUUUCUGACCAUGGAUUUACUAGAAUCUUGUUUCCCCUAUGCAUUAAUCCGAAAUGCUUAUCAUGCUGUAUUUAAACAAGAGGCUGCAAUGGUUUAAAGCGUAAUAUUGUUACAUACCAAUUUAUUAAGUACAAAAGUCAGUCGUAAUGAUAUUUAAUGCAACAUUCGCUAGAGUUAGUAUUAUUAGAUUGUAGCUCUAAUAGCUUUAAGAAUUUUAUAUCGAGGUGUAAUCAAAAUAAUUAAGUUUUUAUACUGCAAGUA
Messenger RNA from Photinus pyralis (common eastern firefly), 3747 nucleotides. RefSeq names its product membrane-associated protein Hem (gene Hem). Lineage: Eukaryota; Metazoa; Arthropoda; Insecta; Coleoptera; Lampyridae. The record is from RefSeq and is a predicted model, not a curated record. Gene Ontology annotation, biological process: cortical actin cytoskeleton organization; neuron projection morphogenesis; cell projection assembly. The transcript is spliced from 2 exons. The coding region runs from base 218 to 3583 and encodes 1121 amino acids. Gene Ontology annotation, cellular component: SCAR complex.